CUAAAAUCAUCAAUACACACUUGAUGACAACAUUUUUCUGUUCUUCCUCCUUUGUUUGUAUAGAAAUGGAGAAGACAGCGAUAAAGCAGGAUUUCUUUUCAAGCUUUCAUUGCAUGUUCCAGAGGAUCUGGGUUCUUUAUAUUAUUCCUUUGGCUUCAGGCCUCAAGGCUCAAUCUGCCGUCUGCCAAACAGUAGGAGCUGCUGUAUCAGUGAAAGACCCUUGCUGAAAUUUGAAAGGAGAAAUAGGAACUCAACUUCUGCUUCUAAAUGCUUAUCCCUCAGACCAGAAACAUUGGCCUUCCAAUGAUGAAUCUUAUGAGAUUCAAAGGAUUGCCCAUCUUGCAGCAACUACAUAUAGAGGAGAAACUGCUUCGAACCACAUCAGAAAAUUGGUGCAUCAUCAAUGAUGGCACUAGUGAUCCUGCCAUUGUAAUGGGCGUUUCAGGGAAACCUGCUGAACUUCUUGAAAUUGGAUCUGUAUUACGCGAUCAGGUUCCUGUCAUAAGAAGGUUUACAGGGGGAGGUACUGUUAUCGUUGACCAUGGGACGAUAUUUGUCACUUUCAUAUGCAACAAAGAAGCAGUGCUUGACUUAAAGCCAUUUCCUAGACAAAUCAUGUCUUGGAGCAGCUUAUUAUACAGCAAAGUUUUUCAAGGAAUUGGUGAUUUCCAUCUUCGUGAAAAUGAUUAUGUAUUUGGUAACCACAAGUUUGGUGGAAAUGCACAAUCCAUUACAAAGAGUAGGUGGAUCCACCACACGUCAUUUUUAUGGGACUUCGAGGUCAGGAACAUGACUUACCUGAAACUUCCUAAACGAGCUCCUGAAUAUCGAUUGGCAAGGGGCCAUUUGGACUUCAUAUGCCGUAUGAAGGAUUACAUGCCAAGAUCAACUUUCAUUAACAAAACUGUGGAGGCAACUGGAACCCAAUUUUCAUUGAGGUCUAUUAUGUCGGAAGAGAUUGAAAGUUGCUCCGAAACAGAAUUCUAUCCUUCAACCAGGCUGCUAACAGAUAAGGAAUUGGAGGCAGCAGCUGUUGCAGGGCAAUAACCUUGGGUUCCC
Messenger RNA from Durio zibethinus, 1059 nucleotides. The record is from RefSeq and is a predicted model, not a curated record. NCBI's taxonomy places the organism in Eukaryota, Viridiplantae, Streptophyta, Magnoliopsida, Malvales, Malvaceae.